Messenger RNA from Biomphalaria glabrata, 14096 nucleotides. RefSeq lists its product as uncharacterized. Bases 238 to 8496 code for a protein of 2752 amino acids. Gene Ontology annotation, molecular function: RNA polymerase II cis-regulatory region sequence-specific DNA binding; DNA-binding transcription factor activity, RNA polymerase II-specific. Lineage: Eukaryota; Metazoa; Mollusca; Gastropoda; Planorbidae. Gene Ontology annotation, biological process: regulation of transcription by RNA polymerase II. Gene Ontology annotation, cellular component: nucleus. The record is from RefSeq and is a predicted model, not a curated record. The transcript is spliced from 6 exons.
UGCAGGAAGUAGACUAUAUUUAGAAGAUAUUCAGAGGAGCCGAGAUUGCUCAUAAAAUGGGUGUCUCUGCCUUCCAAGAUGAAGUAUAUCUGGAUAUUAUCACUCAAUCUCCCCAGGAUUAUGGAUUUGGGUUAACAUUACACUAACACUACAAUACCUCAUAGUGAUUUCUUUGAAUGAGAAGGCAGUGAUGGUGUAAAUCUUUUUGCUUAGCAGGAGGAUUCACUACAGUAAACAAUGCGCACCAAGGUUGAUAAGAGCCACAAAAAGGUUUCUGAGGAGAAACUCAGGCUCAGCCUACCUUCUCCUAAGGUGGUGCUUAAUGCCAGUGAGUGUGCUCGUCUUCUGGAUGGGAAGGGGAAAACUUCUGUUCUUUUAGUGGAAAAAGAGGGCAGAAUGGUAGCUGCCACUUCCUUGACACCUCCACCAUCAGUGUCAUCUACAGUUUCUUCUUUACCCAUAGGCAGUGAAGCAAAUCUUAAGGUCAUUGAUAGUGUGACUAGUCUGAGUUCUACUGACAGUCUAAAAAAAAGCAUGGAGCCAGAAACUGUAGCUGGCUCUAAAUCUGAAGAUUCCAAUAACAGUGCGCUUAAAGAAGAGGUGCCAGCUAAUGCUAACAAAGUUAUUCUUAAACCACCAAAAAAGCGAAGAGGCCUGGAUAAAAAAUUUGAAUCCUCAAGUCAGCCACUAGGAAUUUUAAAUAAUGGGGAUAUUCCACAUGAGACUUCACCGUUGAGAGAAUCUGUUGAUGUAAUUAGUUCUGCUGUGCUUCGUGCCACUGAUGCACAGUCCAAACAGGAGCUACCUCAAAAGGUAGACUUUUCUCAAAAACACAGUGUGGAGAACUUGCUGCAGCAUCAACCAUCUUCUUCUUUGAGCUGUACCAAUAGCUUGCUGCUAACUAAUUAUUCACACCAUGCCCUUUUUGAUACAAGGACUCAUCAUCUCUCACAGACAGCCCACCCUGUCCCAUUAACAGUCAACAUUACGUCACCAUCAUCGUCAUUGUCUAUAUCACAGCCUGACAGCUACCAAAGUAUUGCCCCAUAUCAUUUAGCGUUAGCUCCACCACCAUCCCAGUUGUACAGUCAUUCACCUUUCACUUCUAGUGCUCAUGGUCCAAACCACUUGACAUUGCCCUACUGUGUAGCCAGCAGCCACACCUCACAGACUGUUGUAUUUAAUGCUAACCUGAAUGCACAAACCUCUCAGGCUAUUACAUUUCUAAAUAAGCAAGUGUCUCCCAAUGAACAUUCUCCUUCUGUGUGUAUGUCUUUACUGGCCACUGCUGCCACCAAUAGCUUAACACUCUCUCCGAAUUUCCAACAUCUACCUGAACAAGAAGAACCUAUGAACCUCUCAAAAUCAUGCAAGCCUGCAGUGGGUGCCAUCACGCUACAGUCUCAAAACAGCGUCAGUUGUAAUGAUAGCAGGACUGCAGAGGAUGUCUCUGUAAACAUUGUUUCCCAGCAUUCCCCAGCACAAGGAGAGACAGAGCCAAAAGAAUUAAACACUGAACAAUGUAACCAAGAUGCUCCUCUAGUAAAGAAAGCAGAUUUGAAGAAACAAAAGAAAAAAAAUUCAAAGGCUCAGAAAACAGGUAUUAUAGAAUUGCAAGACUCGACACAGGAAACACAUAGUCCCUUACACAAUGGCAUUGAUGAUGUGAAUUCCAAAGCUUUGAAAUCACAUGAUGCAAUAGAAAUUAAUUCCCUUUGUUCCAGUAAUACUGUUAUUGCAAGUAAAAUAGUUUUUCCAGAUCCCAAAGUUUCUACUGAUCUCAGUUCUAAAGUGCUUAGUCCCUUGAGUGAGGAAAAAGAACCAAUGAAAACGGUGAGUGAUUUGAAUGAGACACCAGGUUUAUCAUCAGUCUCUGAUGGAAAUGCUGUUAAUGCUCAUUCACCGAAAUCUUCAAAGACAGAAUUAGACCAGUCCCAAGACACCCUGGAAGAACCAACCAACACAGCCACAAUGUCUCUUACAGAUGACUUGCUGGCAUCCAAUGAAUCUAUUUCUCAGACCACAGAUCAGUCUCUUACCAAUGAAACAGACCCCACAAAAAAAUCAAAGCGACUUCCAAAGAAGAAAGCUGAAAUUCCCAUGGAUGAAGAGUCAAGUGCUCAUCGUAGGGCAUUGUAUUCUGAGACUAUUGACUAUGUCAUUGCUAAUUUUGUAUAUAUUCCUGAACCAGUUGAAGACUUAGUUCUAACAGAAGAAGAAGAGGCAGCUAUUAAAGAUCAGUUUGAAAUUCAGAGUGAAACUAGCAUCAAGGCUGUUGUAACGAUUCCAGAAAAGAAAGAGGAGGACUCUUCUGUUACUUUGCUUUGUAAUCAGGCACACGGUCAAACUCAGACUGAUCUCUCAGAUUCUGAUAGCGAGCCAAUGCCAAGGCUUAUUACACCUCCUAAGAAGCGACCGAUUGGCAUGGCAGCUAAAAGCGUGGCACCACGUCCCAGGCAGGAGGGUAAAACUAAUGCUGAUCGAAUAGACAGCAUCCUGGCUUUUGUUGUGGCUGAUGUUCUUAAUUCAACGCCUCCUAUUGAAAGUGGCCUUGGAGAUGAGUUACUUCGACAACAAAAGAAAAUUCAGGAAGCACAGAGUAUCAUUCAAAAUUCAGAACUUGUGCAAAACAACAAUAAUAAAAUUGGGGAUAACAUGCUUAUUCAAGAAAAUAAAGGAGUAGACAGUCACAAUCUUGAUAUUUUAGUUUCCAAAAUAAACAAAAACAAUGAUGACAUCUUGCUCAAUGUUGACAAAGUAAAUUCUGACAUAAAGAAAGUAGCUAGAGUAAAAAAGAUCAGAAAAAAAGUGAAUGUGCCUGAGAAAUCUUCACCCCCUGCAAAAGAGAGUCUUAUUGAUUCAGAGGACAUAGUUAAAAAAGAUAGUGACACAGUAGUUAAAAAGAAAAUUUUGCAAGGUACAUCUGAUGCUGUUAAGGAGGGUGAUGACAAUCAUAUUUACCACCCAUCCACAGCUUACAGUGUUGAUGCCAUGCAAGUUUCUGAUAAAGAUAUCCUCAUCACCAGAGUAGAAACAUCAGAUAUAGGUGAAAGCAUUGCCUCAACAUCUGGUGGCUCUGAGCAGGAUACGCCCGUCCAUGAGCCAGAGAUUAAAUAUGAAAUGACGUCUGCAGAACCCAACUCUGCGGAGAAGGAGAAUCAGGAUACUGGGCUUGAGAGUGGUGGGGAUGACAACAAGCCUGUAAAGAAAUACAAGAAGAGGCUGGACUUUGUCAAGUGUGCCUACUGCGAACAUCAGGCUAGGGGCAGGUCAGCCCUCAGUCGUCACAUGAAGAAGGUGCACAUGCUGGAUGUCAACAUGCCUUACAAGUGUUACAAAUGUGACUAUGGGUGCACAAAAAUGGCCUCACUAAACAGGCAUCUCUUCACCCAUGGUGUGUUCCCUUGUUCCCGCUGCAGCUUUGUGGCUGAUGAGAGGAUUAAACUAGGUCAGCAUGUUAUGGACCAGCAUAAGGACAAGCUGGACAUGAAGCUAUGUAAAGUGUGUAACAGGUAUGUCAAAUGUGACCAAGUCAGCAUAGAGUCACACACGGAGACAUGUGAAGGUCCAACACCAUAUAAAUGCUCUGAGUGUGAGAAGGAAUUUAAAUAUGCAUCAUCACUUCGGGUCCAUUACCACACUCACUUCCCAGACGAGCCCAAGAAGUUUAAAUGUGAUCUGUGUGAGUACAGAACAAAUUACAAGGCGAACCUACAUAAACACCACAAGAACAUGCAUGCUUCCAAGGAUCGGGAUAUUCAGUGUCCAGACUGCGGGAAGCUCUUUUCUACAGAAGACAAUAUGAGAAGGCACAGAAAGGUAAAGGUUCACACUUUGGCACGACCCUUUGCUUGUGAAAUUUGUAAGAAAACUUUUAAAACUACUGGAGCAUUGAAAGGACAUCAUUUAAUCCACACAGCCACAAGGCCUUAUUCGUGCAAUAUUCCAGGGUGUAACAGAAACUUCCGAACACCAAAGUUCCUCAAGAGCCAUCAAGAAGAAUUCCAUAGGCUGGUGCCCAAAAAGUUCUUUUGCACAGUGGAUGGUUGUAACUAUUCAUUCUUUAAACGCAGUCACCUCAAACGUCAUGCAAUUACACAUACUGGUGAACGCAACUUCCACUGUACUUGGCCUGGAUGCAGUAAAUCGUUUCGACAUGCAGACAACCUUAAAGUUCAUUUCCGCUCACACACAAAUGAAAAACCGGUGCAAUGCCAUCUCUGUGACUUCAAGUGCAAGCAAAAGAACUCAUUGUUCUGGCACAAGAAGAAAGUGCACCAUAUUAUUGAUACCUCAGUGUGCCCCAAGCGAAGUGAGGUGAAGUCAAAAGUGAAGGAAGAAAGUGAAAACCAGAUAGAGAAUCCCAUCAUGAUCACGGGAGAAGGAGAGAAGGACGUAUCACCAGUUCAGACUCCUGCUCAGGAAGCAGAUGAUGUCAGUGUCAAAGAGAGUUCUAGCACCUCUGUGUUAGACACAAGUGUAUCAUUAAACAGCAGUGGGGAGUCUAGCAUUCAUACAGACAGCACAGAGAAAAAUGAAAAGAGUAUGGAGGCUAAGGAGGAAUCAAUGGGGGAAAGUCUUCCUGAACGUAUUGAAGAACAGUCACCUAAGCCCCUUAUGAAAGAACAGAGCAUCUCAACACAAACUCCAAUCUCAAGGGAUCCAAAAGACCUGUAUGAAUUUAAUUCGGAUAAUGAAUCAGAGGAGGAGACGCCUGGAAAUUUCAGAAGAGACAAGAUUGCAAGGGCUAUUCUCCCUCCUCUCCCCCCUCCACCUAAAGAGUUGUUAAGGAAGAAUGAAUUGCUAGAGAAGAAGGAGAAAGAGAAGAAAGAAAAGGCUGAAAAACGGGAACAGGAGAAAAAAGAAAAGGCAGAAAAGAAGGAACAAGAGAAAAAAGAAAGAAUUGAAAAGAAAGAGCAAGAGAAAAAAGAUAAGGCAGAGAAAAAAUUGCUAGAGAAGAAGGAAAAGGAAGAGAAAAAAUUUCUGGAGAAGAAGGAAAAGGAAGAGAAGAAAGAACAAGAAAGGAAGGAAAAAGAAGAGAAGAAAGAACAAGAAAGAAAGGAAAAGGAAGAAAAGAAGGAGCAGGAACGGAAGGAAAAGGAAGAAAAGAAAGAACAAGAAAGGAAGGAAAAGGAGCAAGAAAAGAAAGACAAGACUGAGAAAAAAAUAUUGGAAAAGAAAGUAGAUAAAAAGAAAAAUGCUAAGAAACUUUCAAGUGAAUGGAAGAGAAGUUCAAUGGAAUCCAGGAAAAGUUCAGUUGAUUCUAAAAGGAGUUCAGUAGAAAUAACUGCUGAAGAAAAAGUAGAAAGCCCUGUAGAUCACAAGCCUAAAUUCCCAAAAGCAAUGAAGAGAAAGAGAUCUUUGUCAGCUGCUCACAGAGUAGUGAGUACAGUUAAUGAGGAGCCAGAACAGACAAGGCCUAGUAGGAAAAAGAAAGGUCAACCUCAGAAUGGUGAGCCAUCACCAAACAAAGACGAGCAAACACCUUCCCCAGCUAAAAGGAAGAAGAUGUUGAAUAAAAAAAUAGAAAUUCAGGAAGAAACGCCUCCCAAAACCUCUCCUAGAGCUGUCACUAGAAGAGUUUUAGCACCGAAAGCACCCAUUGUGAGCAAAGGAAAGAAAAGGGGAAAAUUAGCUCCUCCUAAAAGAAAGCCAAGUGCAAGGCUUUUAGCCAAGCAAAAAGCAACUGCUAAAGUAAAUAAAGUAGUUAAAGCAAGCAAAGCACCAAAAAUAGUUCCAAAGAAAAGAGUUUUAAGGAAAAGAUCAGCUGCAAAAGUUGUAGAAGCAGAUGAAGAAGAAGAAGAAGAGGAGGAUGAAGUAGAAGCUAUGAGAUGCCCAGAUAAAGAAGUUGUUGAAUGCAAACCGGAAGAGAAGAAAUUCUCACCGCGUCGAAAGUCUGAAGAAGUGAAGAAAACUGAAGCCAAGUCUAAAGAGGAGAUUGAAGAACAGCUUCCACUGGCCACCAUUAGGCCCCACUCUCCAGCGUACUCUGAGGAGAUGAUGCUCCAAGGGAAGGCUAGUCCUUACAGAGACUUUUCUGAUGCUGAUACUGUUGAGGGAGAUAAUGAUCCUGAUGGGGAUGAUGAUGACAAAGUGCUAGAAAAGAUUACAAAACCUAAUAGCCCUGUGGAAGAAAUAACACCAGACCUGCAGGAUGCUGAUGAUAACAAAGAGAAAGAAGCUCUGUCAGAACCUGACAAAGAGGAUGAGGAAGAAUCUAAAUCUGUUCCUCCACCUGAAGAUGAAUCUUCAGAUGAUGAAGUGAGCAAUGACAUACCUCUCACACCACCCAGAGCACCUGCACCGCCUCCUAUGGAAAGCUCUGAAGAUGAAAUGGAACCAGAACCUUUGGUGCCCCCAUUUUCUGUGCCAGGACCCAAUACCCCAUUUUCAGUUCCUGGCCCUAAUACUCCCUUCUCAGUUCCACCACCAACCAAUCUCAUUCAGCAGCACUCUGUCCAUUCAGAAGAAGCUCCUAUGUCUGUUGUACAGUCUGUUCCGUCAAUGGAAAUCCAUUCACAAGGCUCAGUGGAAAUGCAGCAACCCCUUGGCUCAGUGGAAAUAAAUCAUCCUCUUUCUGUAGAAAUGAGCCAUCCCCAUGGCUCUGUGGAAAUGCAUCAUUCCCAUGGCUCAGUAGACAUGCACCACCCUCAUGGUUCUGUUGAAAUGCACCACCCUCAUGGUUCUGUUGAAAUGCACCACCCUCAUGGCUCUGUUGAAAUGCACCACCCUCAUGGCUCAGUUGAAAUGCACCACCCUCAUGGCUCAGUUGAAAUGCAUCACCCUCAUGGCUCAGUUGAAAUUCAUCAUCCUCAUGGCUCAGUUGAAAUGCACUCCCGUAGUGCAUCAAAUGAUAUGCCAGCUCACAAUGCUGGUGAAAUGAGGACUACCGGGUCGUCAGAAAUGGUACAACCCCAUGUUGAAAUGCACAGCUCACUGUCCCAUACGGAGCACUUAGCAUCUGUAAGAACACCUGAUACUAUAGGAAGAGAGGUCAAGUAUGAUCUACCACCUCUACAAGAUCAGAAUCACACCACUGAUGCUGAUAAGGAGUUUUUCGAUCAGUAUCUUAAAAACUUGAGUGCCGCAAACAACAGAGCAGCUAAUGGGGGACUAGAACCUUUGUCAAGCGGACUGAGAGAGCUGGAAGCUAUGGUUGGAAAGUCACAUCAGGAUCUACGGGAAAUGGGCAGUAAGUCUCCCAUCAGCUCUCUCCCUAGUAGUGUCAUCACAAGCCUUGAAAGUGCAUUGCCAUUACUUGCACCUGGAGACCUUCGUGCAAGAAUGGAUGUUUUUGAUAGACACCAUGAGUCCUUGUAUGUGAGGGACACACCGUCAUCACUACCCAGGCUCUCUGAUCAUCAGUCUGCCACACCAUUACCUCCAAACCCAGCAUUUGAUGCAUUCUCAUCUUUAAACUCGCUUCAUCCUGCUGCCUCAGUGGGCAGUAGCAGAGAGGGCAGUUAUCUAAGACAGCCAGACAAUCUUUUCCCGACACCUCCUGUCCCUAGUAAUUUUAUGGCUGAAGCCAUGUUUCAGCAUCAGGCUAUGUCUGGGCCUUUUCUUCCCCCUCAGCCAUCAGACAGGAGCAGCUUAUCUCGUAUUCCUGAUACUUCUCAACUGCAGUCAAACUCUUCCUCCUUGUUGCGCAGGUCUAGUACCAUGCCAGGAACUGAUAUGUAUUCAUCUCCCUCUAUGCCCCAGACCAUGCCAAGAAAUCCAUUUGCUAAUGCUUGGGCUACUCAGGAUGCCAGGCCUACACACUGGCAAACUCCUUACAUGUCAAGGCAAGCAAAUAUGACAACCCCUAGCUCAUUUUUCCCUUCCAAAGGUAACUAUCUGACCGGUAGAGAAUUUAUGUUUGAUCCCUCUGUCCGCCAGUCUGCGGAAAGGGCCAUGUUCCCGUCCUUGUCUACCAGCCAAACUCAAGAUACCUUCCAGCUAGAAAGAUUUGAUUUAAGCAACUAUUUUCCAAAUGCUAUGACACCAUAUGCUAGUUCAACAGGCACUUUGGACUACACCAGGACUGCACACACUGCCGCAGCAAAACCAUUUGAUGAGCGCUACAGACAAUCAACCGCCGCUUCAGCUGGGAUUCCUGACUUCCGUGGCCUACCCCCGUCCACUGGCUCCUCAGACAUGUUCUCUGGCCUACCCAGCGUGAACAGCGGCUUCAAUUUGUAUGCCAGCAAUCCAAUGUCAUAUCACCACCCUCAGCACAUGACAGACAAUGUAAAUAGUGCGUUCUUGUCCCACUCCACCUCAGCGCAGCAUGCCAUGUUUGAAAGAGACUAUGCGGCUGCUGCACACAGAGGGCUGUAUCCACAAAAUACACCAUAUUCAUUUAUAGACGACCGCCAGUAUGGUGCACCAUCCAAGUUGUCACACACACAUCCUGUUACUCCGUCAACAGUGCCCCAAGACAGAGACUUAAUGAGCAGAUCUAAUGAACCCCAGAUGCAGGAUCCUUAUCGCAGUGUUCUCUACAGAUACUAAAAAAAAAACCACAUUGGAUUGACUCAAUCUAUUUCCUAUGUUGUGUAUAUAAAUGUACAAAUAUUCGUAUUGUAAUAUUUAUCUUGCUCAUGGAAAACUACAGACAAGCAUUUUGCUAUAAUGAAUUGUAUAGCAUGCUAAAUAACAAAAAAUCCCCUCCCCUUUCCAUAAAUGUCCUUGCCCCCAUUCACAAGCCUGUAUUGUAGUGCUAAUGACUUAAUAAUAUAUUUGUUCUUUCAUACACAGCUGUUAUCUCGGUGGAACAUUUGUGAACAUAGUUUAAUAUCCAUUCAAUCUUUUUUAUGCUUGUGAAAAUCUAUGGAGCUUUUUGAGAUGAUACAUUACUAACAUGUAAUUUUAUCCAUUGAAUUCUCCUCAUGUUUAUGGGCAAUUUACAGGGCUUUUUUUUUUAGACAUUAAAUGUCAUUAUAAAGUAGGACAUCGAUACAACAUAGGUAUUUAGUUCUUAAAAAAAUCUAGGAACUGUGUAUCUAUCUUGAUUCAAUGUAGGUACUCAUUUCAUUCAACAUUUAUAUCUAGUUAACAUUACAACUUAGGUAUAUAAGUAUCAGCACCAGUCUGAAGAAUGCUGCUCCCAAGACUUUAAAAAAAAAAGGUGCCCAUGAAAAGUUGAAUGAAAGAAAUUUAAUUUGAUCCCUCUUCAUUUGUUUGUCAUUUGCUUCUUAAAACAAUCAAUCAUCAAGGUCAUCAAGAAUACUAUAAGCUUCAUUAUUUUAUAUUUGUUUCAGAACAAAAUGUAGACAAUGUUUAGCCAAACUUUAAGACUUAACUGGCCUGUUAACCUCUUGGUUUAUUGACCAAAUGGGGACUGACCAGGAUUAGCCAAAGAUCAACACUGUUGCUCCUUUUAGAUCAUGUAAUACCAGCGUCACCAAGCAUGGUGUUGUUUGAUGGGCUGCUAACGGAUAGAAAAAACUUGAUACAUUUUUAGGAGUACAGAGAUACUUAAAAAUUUGUAGUUCAGCUUGUCUGAUUAGGAGCGAAACUCCUGAUAUGGCAGAUGGAUUAUGAUUUUUGAUGUUGCAAAACCCAACAAAAGAGGACUUAUUAAUACAUUGAUUUUGUUCACAGCAUCACAUAGUAUCUGUUGUAUCUCCAUGGAAUGCUGAAAUAGGCAAGAAUGCUUUCAAGUCAUCAUCUUGAUGUGUUACACAACAUUCAUACAUUUUCCUGUUUCCUUAGCAAAUGAAAAGUUAACAAAUCUAUUAGAAGGGAAUUGGCAGCCAAGCUCUUGGUAAUAGAAAUGCUCUAAAGUUGACAUUCUAGGGAGCCAUGGAUUCCCAAUGUUAGUUUUCCUUCAGUUCAUCCAGUGCUAAUGGGUUGGGAAAAGUAUAGUGGUUGGUCAUUUAUACUGACCCACUGAAUACUAUCGGCCACAGAGAAAUUAUGGUCUUAAGAACUUUUAAAAAUUAAAUUGGUUUAGAGUUUUAAAAGCCCUAUCCCCAAACUUUUUUGUUGUUUUUUUUCAAGUUGACUGUCAUUUAGCAAUAAAAAUGUUUCUGGUUAUUUCUUUGUUAUCAAAGAUUUUUUUUUGUUUUGUAAUGUUCAAAUUAUUUUACUUCCUCUUGCUUUAUCUGUGUGAUAUAUGCAAAUUGUGACAAUGUGAACUAUUUAAAAACUAGAAGUGUAUAUAGACAUGAGUUUGACAAAGUUUUUGAUUUGACUAUUUAAUCAUAUUAAACCACUAUUUAGAUUCAAUUAUUUGUGUGCAUUUGGUCACUAUUAUAAUAGCUGAGUAAUGUGCAGACCAACUUGUAGAGAUUGAUGUAUUAUGUAAAACAUAAUGUGAUGGAACAGUUGUUUUUUUAAUCAUUGUGAGCCACCAUUAGUGUAGCUGUUUUGCAACUUACAGAAUCUCUUGUACAGAUAAAAUCACAGUGGUGACAAACACACUUCUAACAAGAGCAUGGUUAAAGUAUUGAUCAGUUUGUGACUUAUACACAUUGAUUCAAAGAGCCACUUUUGUGCUUGGUUGUGAAGGGCUACUCAUCUGAAGGCACUAGUUCUCUUGUGAUUUUUUUUUUUUUUUAACUAAAGACAACCUGUACAUAGACAUCCCAUAUAGAGAUAUAUGUGUGGGACAAUAUCUUUUUUUUUUUUUUUUUUUUCUUAUUUAAAUGAAAAGCAAAUUUAUUGUUUUGUUUGAAACAUUUUUGCUAAUUUUUUUUUUUUUUCCUUGGUUUCCUAUCUGUAAAUCCAACUAAUCAAGAAUAGACUUUCUCUAUUAUCUCUAUUUUCUUUUCUUUACAUACUUUGAUGGCUUCAUUGUAUUAUUUUUGUUAAGGCAGCAUGUUGACAAUUGAACACAAACUCGUAAGGCUAUUUGUAAUUUUUUUUGGGUAGUUUCUUCAAUGUCUUAGUACUGUUGACUUGUAACGCCAAAGUUUUAUUUCAAGUUUUAAGCUUGGGUGCUGUAUCCUUUGUACUCAACAAACAUCAACUUAAGAUCUUUUCCUUUUAGUGUUUUAGUAUACCAGUAUAUUUUUAAAAGGCGCUAACCACAUUUUUUAAUGCUGGCAAGAGUAAGUGAACUAAUUUUUGGUCUUUUACUUACAUUAUUUUAACCACUAUUAUAAAUGUACAAUUUAUUUGACAAUUGAUAAAUCUAUAAUAUUUGAAUAAAAAUUUUUGUUAGUAAUUGUCAACCUUAUGUUUUUUUCUUUCAUGACCAUGUUUAACAGAUUCAAUCUAUUGUUCACAGUCCAUAAUCUAUUACUGGUUUUACAUUUAUGACUUGUAAUGAAGCAUUUUUCUUAGCCUCAUGAUCAAAGUUUUUCAACAAUCUCAUUUUUGGUUUGUUCUAUUUAUUUAUUUAUGUUGCUACAGUCAUUAUAUCUAUGUAAAUAGAUAAUGAAGACAUUUAUUGGAGUGUACAAAAGUUACCAUUUAAUCAAGCUGUCAUUGCCAAAUUGUGUAUGUUUUGACCUUGCUGUAUCUUUACCGCAAAAAUAUCCAUAACCAUGAGUGUGGUUUCUUUUCAGCAUUUUAUUUUUAGAGCCUUUGUCAUUCGCUGUACAUAGCAUGAGACUGUGUGACUGUGUGUACAUAGAUUUGUUGUCGUGUGUAUGAGUAAGGGUGUACAUAGGCUUGUUGUAUACCACUUGAUGUGAACAUCAUUUUUAGCUUAAAGUUUAUACCAGGCUGUGAAGGACAUACUACAAUACCAGUUUUAUCUUUUGUUGUGAUUUUAAACAUUAUUUUUUUUUAUAUUGAUAUUUACACAUUAUAUUUAAAAAAAAUGAAAUCUUGAAUUAGCUAAGAACAAAUGAAAGACUAAAGGUUAUGAUUAAAACAAUUUUCAGAAUUGUAUAUUUUAUUGACUUUCAGAGGUUGAUGGGGUGAAGUUAUUUAUCUUGCCACUGUGUAUUAGCCUUUUUUAAUUCAAAAGGCUUAAGAAAUGGAAAAGAAUUUUAGCAAUAGCUUCCCUUUGGUUAUAUCUGAGAACUAUUUAUGCUCUAUUUUUGGCAGAAAGAUAGCUCUGAAAUCGUCUAGACUAGAUCUUUGAACAUUUUUUUCUUUUUAUAAAGUAUGAAGUCUCUUCCCCCUUAUAAGCAACCCCUCAGAAAAUAUGUUAGUUACAGACAUGUUGGAAAUCUUGGUUACUGUUGUUUGUAAAUUUGACUAUUAGUGAAACAAAAGCAAAGUUAAUGAUGUGCUAUGAUACAAAAAAUAAAAGUAAAACAGUUCAACUUGAAAGUAAACCAGUGCUAGUCUCUUUAUAGGAACACUCUAAACAAAGAUUAGCCAUGAGAUGGGCAGAGUACUUCAUUAAUAACUUAUUUCAGCUGCUGACCUAUUUUUCUUGCUGCUUCAUUUAAAUAAAAAAAAUUGUUUGAUACUGUUUGAUUAUUUCAUAAUUGUAAAUGUUGUAUGAUUAAAACAGUCAUUUGGAUCAUUAGAGCAUAAUAUCCAUGGCUUUUCAGAACAUUCAAGUUAUAUAAAAAAAAAAAAAAGAUCAAACUCAGAUAAAAAAUUUACCAGCAUUGAGCUUACACCACAGUAAAUACAAAUCACCACUCAAUCUUACUUAAUGCUAUACACCACACACACUAUUGUGCACCACACAAUAUAUAAAUGAUUUUGUUUUGUUUGCCAAAAGUUGGAAUGUAAUAUCUUUGAGCUGUUUAACAUUUAUUGAAAAGAUCUCAUUAGAUUUAUGUCUUUAUUGAUCAGGUCAGACAGCCAUCAUGAAUAGUGGAUUGUAUCGGAAACUUGGGUGUUAAUUUGUCCUUAUAUAUAACUGCUUUCCCCCUACCAGAAAUCACCUUUCCAGUAUUUCUUUAGAAUGUAAACUUUAAUAUAAAUAUUGUUGGUGGCAUUUUUAUGUUGCCAUUGUUGGUAGAGUCUAGUUGAGUAGAGAUGUGAUUGAACAAACUGUUUACUUGCAAUGAUAUCUGUCAGUACUUAUAUACAACUCACCAACAGAGCCAAUAGUAUAGAAUAAGAUAGUUUGGCCUUUUAAACACUAAACUGAAUUACAUUAAGAAGGGCACAGUCCACGUCGUCAAAAUUCACUGCAAGCAGUCUUCUUGUCCAUUAUUCUCUAACCUUUUUCUGUUCUAACUUUUUAAUGUACUGUCCAGUCACUAAGGAAAUACCCAAUUAAACCCAUCUUCUACACAUCUUACUCUUGAGUCAUUACAAUAUAUAUAUAUAUACAUACAUAUACACAGCCACCAUGCAUUGUUAUGUAAAACCUAAUUAUAUGAGUUUGUUAUAUACAAACUUAAUAUCCAUCCUUCUUAACUAAAUCUAUUUUUAUUAAGUUUUCUCCAUAACUGGGGUGAAAAAAAAGUCUUAGCUCUGCCAAACUUGUUUUUAAAAAAUUUACAAAGUAAGCUGUACUUUCAACUAACUAUGCUUAAUAUAAUGUGGUUGAACUGUAUAUUACCCUAUAUCUUUUGUGUGUGUAUUAAUAUAUAGAACAACAAAAAAAAAAGCAUAUACUAAACAAAAAAAAAAUACUUGAAUAUAAGUUGUACAAAGUUUGGUUGUUGUUUUCUAUCUUUACAGGAACAACAACAAUAAAAGCAUAAUAAGUCAGUUGAAUAUUUUAUAAGAAUCUAUUUAUAUAUACACAUAUUCUAUAAUAUCCAUAUUUUACUGUAAAACUGAAAUUUUUUUUUUUUCUCAUUUAUACUGUGUUCAUCAUUUACUGUAUAGAGCAGUUGAAAUCUGUUGAUAUGUAAAUCAUAUAUUAAAUAUAUGGAUGCAUAAAAGAAGGACACAGAAGGACAAAGUAUACUAUUCUCCAUAUAUACAUAUAUUAUUACUACCUAUUGAAAGUGUGAUGACAUUUUUAUUUUAUUUUGUCGUGUAUUCGAUUUCCCUCUCCCCCACCCCCCUUUUUAUUUAUGUACAUAGUUGGUCUCAUUGAAAUACAUCGUUUAACAAGCUGCUUUAUGGUAUACACAGCAACCUUUGAACUUGUGUGCCGCCAUUGUUUUUUUUUUAGUGCACCAGUACACGGUAAACGAGCAUAUUGUUUACCACUUAUGAUGUCAUGACUACCAUGCUGUAGGUCUGUCAAUGUGUGAGUGUUGUACAGUCUGUAUCUAGACCCAGUACUAUAGGCAUAA